Salvia miltiorrhiza (redroot sage) is the source of this 1998-nucleotide messenger RNA. RefSeq names its product protein NUCLEAR FUSION DEFECTIVE 4-like. Bases 144 to 1766 code for a protein of 540 amino acids. The record is from RefSeq and is a predicted model, not a curated record. The transcript is spliced from 3 exons. Lineage: Eukaryota; Viridiplantae; Streptophyta; Magnoliopsida; Lamiales; Lamiaceae. Gene Ontology annotation, cellular component: membrane.
UAUAUUUAUAUAAAAGGAAAAAGUGGAAACUGAAAAGUAUCCCUUUAAAUAAAGGUUCCCCAACACGGCAUAUCUCACACCAACUUCCAAAUUCCACCUCUCGUCUCUCCACAUUCGAAAUAUUUCUCAAAAUAUAUUUCGCCAUGGGUGUAAAACUCUCACCGGCCUCCCCCGCCGGCAAAUGGCUCGGCCUUGUCACCGCCGUCUGGGUGCAAGCGAUUUCCGGCAACAAUUACACCUUCUCUAAUUACUCCGACGCCCUCAAAACACUGAUGGGCCUCACUCAACUCGAGCUCAACAGCCUCUCCGUCGCCAAAGACGUCGGCAAAGCAUUCGGUAUCUUCGCCGGACUCGCCUCCGACCGCCUUCCUACCCCCGUCAUCCUCCUCAUUGGCUCCGUCGAAGGCUUCGUCGGCUACGGCGUCCAAUGGCUCGUCGUUAGCGGCCGAAUCCAACCCCUCCCUUACUGGGCCAUGUGUAUUUUUCUGUGUAUGGGUGGAAACAGCACAACUUGGAUGAACACGGCGAUUUUGGUGACAUGCAUUCGGAAUUUCCGGAAGAAUCGGGGACCUGUUUCGGGGAUCUUAAAAGGCUACGUCGGUUUGAGCACCGCCAUCUUCACCGACGUCUGCUCCGCGUUGUUUGGCGACGAUCCGGCAAAAUUCCUGAUGAUGCUCACCGUCGUUCCGUUCAUCGUCUGCCUGGCCUCCAUGUUCUUCCUCCGCGAGAUCCCGCCUUCCCAAACCGCUGGCGAGGAAAGGGAGGAGACGAAAUUCUUCGGCAUAAUCAACGUCAUCGCCGUGAUCAUCGCCCUCUACUUGCUAGCAUUCGACGUGACCGGCACUCAUGGCCGCCUAUUCUCGCAAUUCUUCGCCGCAAUUCUCCUAGUUCUACUGGCCUCGCCUCUGUUGAUCCCGAUUUACCUCAGUAUGAAAAAUUUCAUCCGUUCGGGCAGCGAAGGCGUGGACGUGGAGCAAAGUGUGAGGGAGCCGCUCCUUGUGGCGCCCGAGGUGGAGAAGAAGUUGGAAACGGUUUCGGCGGCGGAGAAGAGGCGGCCGGUGUUGGGAGAAGAGCACACGAUUGUUGAGGCGCUGCAAACCGUGGAUUUCUGGAUCUUGUUCGGGUCGUUUUUGUGUGGAGUUGGAACGGGUAUGGCUGUGAUGAAUAAUCUGGGGCAGAUGGGUCUGGCUCUCGGGUAUGCGGAUGUAUCCAUGUUCGUUUCGCUCACUAGCAUUUGGGGAUUUUUCGGUCGGAUCUUUUCCGGGUCGGUUUCCGAGUACUUCGUCAAGAGGGCUGGAACACCUAGGCCAAUUUGGAAUGCAGCUUCACAGAUUCUAAUGGCAGUGGGAUAUGUUGUGAUGGCCAUGGCUAUGCCAGGAUCACUCUACGUGGGCUCCAUCGUGGUCGGGUUUUGCUACGGCGUGCGCCUUGCCGUCACAGUUCCCACCGCUUCGGAGCUCUUCGGCCUCAAAUACUAUGGUCUCAUUUACAAUAUUCUCAUUCUCAACCUCCCGCUGGGCUCCUUCCUCUUCUCCGGCCUGCUGGCGGGCUUCCUCUACGACGCUCAGGCGACCAGCACGGCCGGAGGCGGCAACACAUGUAUAGGCGCCCAUUGUUACAGGCUGGUGUUUCUGGUUAUGGCGGUUGUGUGCGUGAUUGGCUUCGCCCUUGAUGUUCUGCUCUGUAUGAGAACCAAAACCAUAUAUGCUAAGAUUUAUGGUAGCAGGAAAUCUAAGAAAUCUUCACCAUCUAAUAAUGCUCAAUAAGUCUAGACAGAGAGAGGACUGAUCGGGAGUUUUAGUCUCUGAGACGUCCUAUUGCCAAUUUGUGUCUGUUAAGAAUUUUUUUGUAUUGCUUUAGCAUCAAAUAGAGGGUGAUGUGAUAUUCACUAAAAUUGUCUUUUGUAAUUUUCAAUUGCAUGUACUGUAGAAAAUUCGUGUCUUGUAUUGCGUCUCGGAUGUGUGUAUUGCAUUAAUAGCAAACGCAAAAUUGUUUUUA